GGCUGAAAAUGUACAAAUGAACAACCCACUAAACCAACACAAAAUUACUACAUACUGAGUGCUAGAAAACAAUCAUGUCAUUUACUUGCAUUUUUUUCAUUGAACAAUGAAAUAGACUACACGUGAGGUGAUUAAGUUAAUAGGAACUAUAAACCACUACAUGUCACUGCAUGUCACUACACGUGAGGCGAUUUUUUUUCUCGCGAUCUCUGCUCCUCUCCAUCCGCACCGCAGCUCCUCCUCCAAGCCGCCGCCGUCGCCGCGACGCCCAGCGCCUUCACCCUCCGCUCGCUCCCGCCGGCGAAGACCACGUUCCUCCCCUCCCUCCCACGCCUGCCCUCGCCGAAGCGCGCGUCCGCAUUCUCCCCCGCCGCCGCCGCGACCCCCUCGCCCUCGUCUAGCGCUGGAUCGGCGGCGGUCGCCAUCGGCGGAGGAGCCAGAGAAUCACCCCAUGCCGCCGAAUCCUGGCCCUCAUAUGGAGUCGGUGGCGGAGGCGGAACCUGCCGUCGCGCCACCUGGGGCCGCUGCUGACCAGCCUGCCAUCGUACCGCCUGGGGCUGCGCCCGACGAUCCUUCCGCGGCGCCGGACAAGGGCGUCCACGCCGCCCCCGCCCCCAAGCAGGUGCAGUGGAACGAUUUCGGUGCCACCACCAGGGCCGCCGGGGCAGAUCCGUUCGGCGACCUCCAGCCAGGUGGAGCGGAGGACGCCUUCUUCGAGCAGUACUGCUACCGGGGAUCAGGGCGGCCAGGAAUCACUUCUAGGUGCCAGCAAUGCCAACGCACCAGAUCACAGCUUCUUCGCCGGAGCAGCUCAUGGAGCCCAUCGCCUCAUCAUGUAGGCAUUCUGCAUUGAGUGCUCUGC
Messenger RNA from Panicum hallii, 862 nucleotides. RefSeq names its product translation initiation factor IF-2-like. The coding region runs from base 161 to 853 and encodes 230 amino acids. NCBI's taxonomy places the organism in Eukaryota, Viridiplantae, Streptophyta, Magnoliopsida, Poales, Poaceae. The transcript is spliced from 2 exons. The record is from RefSeq and is a predicted model, not a curated record.